Messenger RNA from Hirsutella rhossiliensis, 531 nucleotides. RefSeq names its product 4'-phosphopantetheinyl transferase superfamily domain-containing protein. Lineage: Eukaryota; Fungi; Ascomycota; Sordariomycetes; Hypocreales; Ophiocordycipitaceae. The transcript has 2 exons. Gene Ontology annotation, molecular function: holo-[acyl-carrier-protein] synthase activity; magnesium ion binding. Bases 1 to 531 code for a protein of 176 amino acids. The record is from RefSeq and is a predicted model, not a curated record.
AUGAGGCCGCUGCGGGCAUUUCCGCUGGCCCUCAGCGUGGGCACCGACAUUUGCCACAUCGCGCGCAUCCACGCCAUCCUCCGGGGCCCGCGGCGGGGGCGCUUCGUGCGGCGCAUCCUGGCGCCCGAGGAGCUGGCGGCGGCCGACGACCGGCUGCCGGGCUUGACGGCCGAGGGGGGGCUCGUCGCCGGAGACGGAGACGGGGAUGGGGAUGGGGGAGCGGUUCGGAAGACGGGGCUGUGGAAGAUGGCCGUCUUUGUGGCGGGGCGAUUCGCGGCCAAGGAAGCGGCCAUCAAGGCGCACGCGCAGCAGCACCGGCGACUGGGCUGGCACGACAUUGUGAUUGAGCGGCGGCGAUGCAGCAGCAACGGUAGCAGCAGCAGUGGACCACCGGUGGCGAGGAUCAAGGCGGGCGAGGGCGAGGGCGAGGACGAGGACGAGAGCGCGCUCGUGUCCAUCAGUCACGACGGCGACUAUGCGACGGCCGUGUGCAUUGCCUACAGUGGAGGCCGGGACUCUACGCAGCCAUAA